AUGCGGUUUGGCAAGACAUUGCGAAAGGCUGUGUAUCCUCCAUGGAAGGGCAAUUAUAUUGACUACGUUAAGCUCAAAGCCCUGCUGCGAGAGCAUGAGCAUAAUGCAGCGGAUGCUAGCGAUUCCGAUGAUAGCCAGUGGACAGAGCAAGACGAGGAGGCUUUUGUGCAGGAACUUUUGAAUGUACAGUUGGACAAGGUAAACUCUUUCCAAUCAAAGACUUCGCAACAGCUCCGGGAGCGCACGUCGGCAUGUGAGGCUAAGCUGCGGCCAUUGGUAGUGUCUGGGGAUCAGGAAGCCUCCAGCCUCGAAGAGCAGGAGAAAAGGAGGAUCUUGUCCGAGGUGAUAGAGGAACUUGACGGCAUCACCAAAGAGGUUAGCGAACUGGAAAAGUACAGUCGCAUCAACUUCACGGGUUUCCUCAAGGCGGCCAAGAAACAUGACCGCAAGCGUGGAGCUCGAUACCGUGUGAAGUCAUUGCUGCAAGUUCGCCUGUCACAGCUACCUUUCAACUCUGAAGACUACUCACCUUUAGUUCACCGCUUAUCAGUGAUGUACUCCUUUGUGCGAGAGUCUCUGAAUGAGGACGUCGUACCAUGGAAAGAGCCGGAACGGGCCUUUGGCCGUGACGUCUACUCCUCUUAUAAAUUCUGGGUGCAUGCCGACAACGUGUUGGAGGUCAAGACUUACAUUCUUCGUCGUCUACCCGUCCUAAUCUAUAACCCUGGAACGUCGAAGAACCUUGACACCUUCACCGAGGACCCAGCCAUCACUUCUCUCUACUUUGACAAUUCUCAGUUUGACCUCUACAACCAGAAAGUCGCCCGUGCUCCCGAAGCCGGAUCCUUGCGACUACGCUGGACAGGCCAGCUGAAAGAUAAGCCGCCAAUCUUUUUGGAAAAGAAGGUGGUCAACGACGACGACAGCAGCCGUAUGGUCAAGGUACAGCUGAAGGAGAAGCAUAUCAAGGAGUUCUUGGACGGAGAAUAUCAUCUGGAUAAAAAGGUUCAUCGUAUGGAGGACAUCGCCCACGGGGAAUCGGCGGACGCAGAAGCUCUCAAAAAGGAUGUCGAAGAGUUGCAAUCAUUCAUCAAAGAGAACAACCUGCAGCCCAUGCUUCGUGCAAACUACACUCGUACCGCCUUCCAGAUUCCCGGUGAUGACCGCAUUCGCAUUUCUCUUGACACCAACCUUGCCCUGAUUCGGGAAGAUUGCCUGGAUCCGGAGCGCCCUUGCCGUGACCCUUCCCAGUGGCAUCGCACUGAUGUUGACGAUACAUCCAUGACUUAUCCCUUCAGUGCCAUCAGAACUGGAGAAAUUGUUCGUUUCCCGCACGCUCAGCUUGAGAUCAAGCUGCGUGGUAAGGCUAAUGAGACAGAGUGGGUGAAUGAACUCAUGUCUUCUCACUUGGUGAAAGAUGCCCCUCGCUUUUCCAAAUUCGUUCAUGGCACGGCUCAGCUGUUUGAAGAUUAUGUUAAUAGCUUUCCAUUCUGGCUCGGUGAGUUGGAAACUGACAUUCGUCGUGACCCCGAGACUGCCUACCAAGAGGAACAAGAACGGUUGGCGAAGCGAGCAGAGGAGGAAAUUGCAGUGGGCAGCCUAAUCCUGGGUGCAGGAGGUUUAGAUAGCCCCACUCAUUAUCCUCUAUCAGGAUCUCCCUACGGCCAUCGCUCCCUGCGCAGACCUUCUGGUAUUAGUGAUGCGCCGCCUCGCAUGCGCCUCCCAGUCAUCGAACCCCAGCACCACCAGUCGGAGACAGUAGCACCUAGUCGGGUUCCAGAAAUUCCGGAGCCAUCAUCUCGGCCACCGUCUCGCUUCACGUCUGUUCUAAAGUCCAUCUCUCCCAAUAACUGGACAGGACGCGAGGUUGUGUCCUUGCCUCCUGGUAUUCGAGACCCCGGAGUUUGGAUCAAGGACUCCGGGCCCGUUCGCGUGGAAAGCAAGGUCUGGCUGGCCAAUCAGCGAACCUUCAUCAAGUGGCUGCACAUCAGCAUUCUGUUGUCAAGCUUGUCCCUUGGUCUCUACAACGCUGCUGGCAAGCACAAUCGCAUUGCUCAGGUGCUGGCCGUUGUCUAUACCUUCUUUGCUCUCUUCUCUGCGGCCUGGGGCUGGUACAUGUAUGAGAAGCGCGGUCGACUUAUCCGUCAACGUAGCGGCAAGGACUUGGACAACAUGUUUGGUCCCCUUGUUGUGUGUCUUGGUCUAGCUGUUGCUCUGGUGUUAAACUUUGCUUUUAAGUACAAGGCUGUGCUUGAGCAGGCUCGGGGAAACGAGGUCCCAAUGGGAAUUGCUGUCUCCACAAACUCCUCGGCUCUGUUUAAUGGAGCUUCGUGGAGCGCAGCUGGCUCAAAACAGCAUAUCAUGUAA
Molecule: messenger RNA, 2367 nt
Organism: Penicillium taxi
Lineage: Eukaryota; Fungi; Ascomycota; Eurotiomycetes; Eurotiales; Aspergillaceae
Product: SPX domain protein
Exons: 2
Coding region: 1-2367 (788 amino acids)
Cellular component (GO): vacuolar transporter chaperone complex; fungal-type vacuole membrane
Source: RefSeq, a predicted model, not a curated record